Messenger RNA from Dipodomys spectabilis (banner-tailed kangaroo rat), 967 nucleotides. It is a transcript of the gene Rnaset2, whose product is annotated as ribonuclease T2. Gene Ontology annotation, cellular component: extracellular region. The transcript is spliced from 9 exons. The record is from RefSeq and is a predicted model, not a curated record. Gene Ontology annotation, molecular function: ribonuclease T2 activity; RNA binding. Bases 106 to 882 code for a protein of 258 amino acids. Gene Ontology annotation, biological process: RNA catabolic process. NCBI's taxonomy places the organism in Eukaryota, Metazoa, Chordata, Mammalia, Rodentia, Heteromyidae.
CCGGCGCGCCGGGCGCGGGGUCGGCUGAGGCGGACGCUCGGGUCCGGGGUUGGGCGGCUGUGGGAGCCCGCGGGGAGAGAGCCGUGAGAGCUUCGUCCGGCUGCCAUGGCGUCCCCGCCGCGCGGCGCGCUCCGGGGCUGGGGCCUGGCGCUGUGCUGGGGGCUGGCGCUGUGCUGCCUAUGCCGCGCGGGCCCGCUGUGGAGUGGCAACCAUGAGUGGAAAAAACUCAUUUUGACUCAGCAUUGGCCUCCAACAGUGUGCAAGGAAGGUAACAGCUGUCAAGACUCUCUGGAUUACUGGACGAUCCAUGGACUAUGGCCUGAUAAAGGAGAAGAAUGUAAUCGAUCAUGGCACUUUAAUUUGGAUGAAAUUAAGGAUCUUUUGCGGGACAUGAAGAUAUACUGGCCCGAUGUACUUCAUCCACAUUCCAAUCGCAGCCAGUUCUGGAAGCAUGAGUGGGACAAGCACGGUACCUGCGCCGCCGAGGUGGACGCCCUCAACUCUGAGAAGAAGUACUUUGGGAAGAGCCUGGACCUGUACAAACAGGUCGACCUCAACAGUGUACUCCUAAAAUUUGGAAUUAAGCCAUCAAUCAAUUACUAUAAUAUUUCAGAUUUUAAAGAUGCCCUUACCAGAUUCUAUGGCGUGGUUCCUAAAAUCCAGUGCCUCCUGCCAGAAAAGGGAGAAGAGGUGCAAACCAUUGGCCAGAUAGAGCUGUGCUUCACCAAGGAGGACUUGCACUUGCGAAACUGCACUGAGCCUGGGAGGCAGCAGUCCCACAAGUGGGAUGUGCAGCAGGCCAAGGGGGCUGCGGCUCAGGGGAUGGUGGUGUGUGACGAUGGCCCCAUCUUCUACCCGCCCCCCACCAGGACCCCGCAUUGAUGCCCACAUUUUGGAAAUACCGUUUUCAAAGGAAGAGAAAGUCACAAUUCACUACUUUCUAAAAUGGACUCUAAAGCCCUUUUAA